Aedes albopictus (Asian tiger mosquito) is the source of this 2518-nucleotide messenger RNA. Its product is annotated as synaptic vesicle glycoprotein 2B-like. NCBI's taxonomy places the organism in Eukaryota, Metazoa, Arthropoda, Insecta, Diptera, Culicidae. Gene Ontology annotation, cellular component: membrane. Bases 624 to 2213 code for a protein of 529 amino acids. The record is from RefSeq and is a predicted model, not a curated record. Gene Ontology annotation, biological process: transmembrane transport. The transcript has 4 exons. Gene Ontology annotation, molecular function: transmembrane transporter activity.
ACCAUGAAAUCACGUCUGGGGUGUUUCGAACGCCGCACCAGUAUUCUGGUGGAUGAUUAGUUCGUCAGAACUAGUUCAACAGUGUUCCCUGGGAACAGCUCGCAGUGCGUUGUGCUUGAACGAUCAUUCCACUUAGUAAUGAAUAGAGAUGAUCCUGUUCCGACUACGUCCGAUCUCGCACUAGACACAUAUCCAUCGCAGUCAACCGAUUCUCCCAUAUCUGAUGCAUCGCAAUACUCAUAGGGUCAACACUGAUAAACCUACCCUGAUUAUAUCCAGCAUUAUUGUUUCCCUGCGACACAGAUAAGACACCGAAAGACGUCGUUGGUGGAAAUAAAUUACUCGGAAGUAAUCUCUUACUACGAUCACCGCCCGAAAGGAUCGGCCAUCUUUCAGUCUCCAAGCCGCUGCCGGUAGCCGCUGAACCAAGCUUUCCUAAACCCAUUAGCCGGACGCAGAGUACCGGGCGUUCCGCGCGCAAGAUAAUGAGUGAAUUGUGGCAUCGUCGCCGCCGGUUUGUUCAAAUAUUUGGCAUUGCUUUCGAAAGUUUUGAACCGAUUCGGAUCACCCGCGAACAGCAGGUAGUUAGGUAGUUGAGCGGCGUCAGUGCGAGUGGCAACACGAUGGCUGCCACCACGGUCGAUCCGACCCAAGGACCCAAGACUCCGGAAAGAUGUCUGAGCUUCGAUGAAGCUCUCUCGAUGGCCAAAUUUGGAGCAUGUAACAUAGUCUUGAUGAUCAUUUCCGGCACGAUCUUGACGGCGUUUCUGCUGGAAACGAUCGGCAUAAGCUACGUAAUCGCAGUGGCAGGAUGCGAUCUGGCACUCUCGACCCAGGACAAGGGUAUCCUCAGUGCCGUUGGGUUUCUGGGGGUGAUCGUCAGCGCACACCUGUGGGGCUUUCUGGCGGAUACCCAAGGUCGUCGGAAGGUGAUCGUACCGACUUUGUUCCUGACGUUCGCCGUUACGAUCGUGUCCAGUUUGAUGACCAACUUCUGGAUGAUGACGGUUUGUAGAUUCUUGGCUGGGUUUUUUAUUUCUGGAUCGUCGGCGACGAUCUACGCCUACCUGGGUGAGUUCCACAACCAGCAGAAUGGAUCCCGAGCUAUCAUGGGAGCAUCGUUCGUAUUCGGUUUGGGGUGUGUUUUGCUACCGGCGAUAGCCUAUGCCGUGAUCAAUCAGGAAUGGGAGCUUCCGAUCGUGUCCCUAGGUGUUGUUUAUCGUCCGUGGCGACUGUUCUUGGUAGCUUGUAGCCUUCCCGGGCUGAUCAGCGCCUUCGUAUUGCUGUGGUUUCCGGAGAGUCCGAAGUUUGUCCUCAUGCAGGGUGACAUGGAUCAGGCGAUCAAAACCAUUCAGUGGGUUCAUCGGUUCAACCGCCGAAAGGCGGAACCGCUCGCCAUCGAUUCGAUUUUGCCGGAGACGGAAGCUCAACAGUCUAAGGAUCGUCGGGCUGAACUGCAGAAUACGAAGGGACUCGCUGCGUUGGGAAAGCUGGUCUGGAACCAGACGGCUCCCCUCUUCAUGGGAUCGUUCCUCAAGAAGACUGCGAUCGUAUGUUUCCUUCAGUUUGGAACCUACCUUACCUCGCAUGGGACGUACAUGUUCUUUCCGAGCAUACUGGACCAAGUUUUCAAGACUCAAGAAACCGGCGAGGAUCGGUUCCGGGUUUGCGAUGUAGCCUAUGCUCAGACCAAUACGACGAAUACGGAACCGGAUGUGGAUGGCCAAUGUCGACAAACUUUGAAUAUCGCCUUGUAUGAAAUGUCGUUCAUUCUGGAGGUGAUCUACGCUUCGGGGUUCGCCAUUAUUGGAAUGAUCAUCAACGUGGUCGGAAGGCUGCCGAUCUUGGUGUUUGUGUUCGGUGGAUGCGGAAUCGCUGGUUUCGUAAUCAUCUUUUCCGAAAUUCCCAUGCUUUCCGUCUGGUGCUAUAUGAUAUUGGUUAUGUGCGGGUUUGCAGGCAGUAUUGUCAGCGCGAUCACCGUGGAUUUGUUUCCGACGAAUUUAAGGGCAAUGGCCGUUUGCAUGUCGUCGAUGUUUGGACGUCUCGGAGGAGUUGUUGGAUCCAACCUAUUCGGCUUUCUGCUGGAAAGCCAGUGUGAACUGACCUUUGCCAUUCCCGGAGUGCUACUGGUCACUUGUGCGCUCCUAUCGUUCUUCAUUCCGAAUAUCUACAAGCGAACGCGAUCGAGCAGCAGCGUUUCUUCUAGGUGCUAGCGUUGGGAAAUUACAUACUUACCAAAUUAGUUUCAAAGUAAACGUUGAGGUUCUGAUCGCAGAACCAGAAUAUACAACUUCUGCACAAUCGGGAACACGAACGACUGUUUAUCCUAGCGACUCAAUUUAGUUCUCGAUCAAUUGUAAUUAAUUGAGUUGCGAGUCCAACACAACGACUGUGUUAAUCUGCUGAAGGCGCGAACCGGUGGAAUCUGGAUUUAAUUUGCAAUGCAUAUACAAUUUGAUUAAGUUUCAGCCUGGAAUGAUCUUUUUUCAAGCAAUAAAGUCCUAUAUGUUCGUUCUCA